Molecule: messenger RNA, 615 nt
Organism: Helianthus annuus (common sunflower)
Lineage: Eukaryota; Viridiplantae; Streptophyta; Magnoliopsida; Asterales; Asteraceae
Product: pollen-specific leucine-rich repeat extensin-like protein 1
Exons: 1
Coding region: 1-615 (204 amino acids)
Source: RefSeq, a predicted model, not a curated record
AUGAUGUUUAAUGUUGAUGUCUUGGAAACUGGGCCAACAGUGACUGCUGAAGUUGAUCAAGUUGUUAACGUUGAAGCUGGAAAAGAGAAGGUUGUUGAUGACAUUGAGGGUGAUGAUGUGGUUAAGAGCACUACAAGUUCAUCAAGCUCUUCAGAUGAUGAGAUUGACGAGACUGAACGUUUAAGAAGAGUUCAGGAAGCUACAAAACAAGAGAAAUUGUUGAGAAAGAGAAAGAGACAGGAAAAGGAUGAUGAUGAAGCUUAUGUUCCUUCUCCAGAACAUGUCUCUGAGUCACAAUCUCCUGCAGGUGGUCGAAAGAAAGCUGGAGCUCGAAAGAAAGUCGUAUUUCCAAAGAUUCGUAAAGUUACACCGAAGAUUAAAAUGCCAAAGAUUGUCUUAAAGAAGAAGCCUUCCAAAGAAACCAGGAAACCACCAACACCACCACAUGAACCAACACCACCUCAAUCACCAAUCCAAUCACCUCCACGACAACCUACACCACCACAACAACCUUCACCACCGAAACAACCAACACCACCAAGACAACCAUCACCUAUACAUCAUUCACCACUACAUCUUUCACCACCACCACAACAAACCCUUCUUACCUCGUAA